Rotaria sordida is the source of this 462-nucleotide messenger RNA. The record is from the annotation of a GenBank genome assembly. NCBI's taxonomy places the organism in Eukaryota, Metazoa, Rotifera, Eurotatoria, Philodinida, Philodinidae.
AUGAAAUUAAAUAUUGACGAGCCUGCUCCUGUAAUUGAAUGGAAUAAUACUAAUGAUCCUCGUCAUUCGAUAACAAUAAAAAAUUUAUUACAACAAACUAGUGGUUUGAAUUUUGAAGAAAUUAUUAUUCGAAAAAGUACAAAUAUAUUAUCACGUAUUAUUCGUCAUACAGUGGGUGAAAAUGAAUAUCAUUCAUUUCCUUAUCGAAAAUUAUUUUAUAAGCUUGGUAUGAAUAGUUUUAUUAUGGAAGUUGAUGCAUCAGGUAAAAAUAAUGAUUCAUCUGUACGAAGAUUUCUAAAUGUACCUACAGAUAUGUUUUAUGCAAGUGGUUUUGAUGGACAAGCUAUAUAUAUAAUUUCAUCGAAGAAAUUAGUCGUUGUUCGUCUUGGUUUAACAAAAUUACCAGAAGGAGAAUAUGGAGCAAAUGAAUUUUUAAAAACUAUUAAUAAUUUAAUUAAAUAA